Molecule: messenger RNA, 2789 nt
Organism: Erythranthe guttata (spotted monkey flower)
Lineage: Eukaryota; Viridiplantae; Streptophyta; Magnoliopsida; Lamiales; Phrymaceae
Source: RefSeq, a predicted model, not a curated record
CUCUUCUAAGGAAGUCAACUCUCUCUCUCUCUCUCUCUCUCUCUCUCUCUCACAUGUAAACCAUUUUUCCCCGUCGGUAAAUUCGCACUCUCCAUGUGAUUAUUGGUGGGCCCCACCCCCACUCCCACACAGUAAUUACACACACUACCGUCGGCACUUGUGUUAUUCAUCACUCUUCUGUGUAGUCGAUAAACGAGAAAACAGCAGAGAGGCGCAUUUCCCAUUUUAUAUUUACCGUUGCAGUUUAUUGAUUUGCAGCGAAUUAACGAGGAAUAGAACAAAAAAGGAGUUAUUUUUGAGUUGGAUUUUGUUGUUCCGGCGAUGGCGGCGGCGGCGGCGGUUGUGGUGAGCCCGGCUCCUGUUGCUACUUUUGAUCACAAGAGGGAUGCUUAUGGCUUUUCGGUGAGACCUCAACACUUGCAAAGAUACCGGGAAUAUGCUAGCAUAUACAAGGAAGAAGAGGAGGAGAGGUCAGAUAGAUGGAAGGAUUUUCUUGAAAGGCGAUCGAAACCCGAUGGUAUACUCGAAACCAGUAGCACCAAUAUUACAGCUGGCGAUAGUUCCAAAAAUGUUGAUGAAAAUGACGAAGAAAAUAAAGAGGGGCCCGGUAAAAAACUUCAUCGAGUACUAACGUGGACAGAGAUCAGGCCAUCUCUUGGUGCCAUUGAAGAUAUGAUGAGCUCUCGUGUGAAAGAAAAGAAGGCCAAUUUGGUUAAAAGUGAGACGCAGCUUCCUUCUAUAGAAGCUUCCGAAGAGGAAUCCGAUGAGGAGUUUUACGAUUUAGAAAGAUCUGAAUCGGACCCCGUUCAAGACGUAAUUUCGAGAGCGAAUAUUCCCGUUAUGAAUUCGGAAUCUCCACCUCAUUGGAAAGAGGAGCUUGAGUGUCUUGUUCAAGGAGGAGUGCCGAUGGCACUAAGGGGAGAAAUGUGGCAAGCCUUCGUUGGUGUUGGAGCACGUCGAGUGGAGAAUUACUAUCAGAAUUUGCUAUCUCCAGAUACCGAUGUAGAAGCUACGAACCAAGUGGAGUGUGUCGGUGUGCCGGAAAAAUGGAAAGGGCAGAUCGAGAAGGAUUUACCGAGAACUUUUCCUGGUCACCCUGCUUUAGACGAGGAUGGUAGAAAUGCUUUAAGGCGGUUACUUACUGCAUACGCCCGUCAUAAUCCCUCUGUUGGAUACUGCCAGGCCAUGAAUUUCUUUGCAGGUUUGUUAUUGCUUUUGAUGCCAGAGGAAAAUGCAUUUUGGGCCUUACUGGGUAUUCUAGAUGACUAUUUUGAUGGAUAUUAUUCAGAAGAAAUGAUCGAAUGUCAGGUUGAUCAGCUUGUUCUUGAAGAGUUGGUGCGCGAAAAAUUUCCCAAAAUGGUAAACCAUCUGGAUUACUUGGGAGUACAGGUGGCAUGGGUGACUGGACCGUGGUUCCUCACAAUAUUUAUGAAUAUGCUUCCAUGGGAAAGCGUUCUUAGAGUCUGGGAUGUGCUCCUCUUUGAAGGAAAUCGCGUAAUGCUAUUCCGUACAGCACUCGCUUUGAUGGAGCUAUAUGGACCUGCAUUGGUUACAACAAAAGAUGCUGGAGAUGCGGUCACGCUGCUUCAGUCACUAGCGGGGUCAACCUUCGACAGCAGUCAACUUGUACUGACAGCUUGCAUGGGCUUCCAAAACGUGCAAGAGAAAAGAUUGCAAGAAUUACGGAAUAAACACCGACCGACGGUCAAAGCUGCAGUCGAAGAAAGAUCGAAAGGAAUGAGAGUUUGGAGGGAUUUAUAUAGUUUCAAACAGGAUCCGAGUUCGAUACUUGUAGGAAAUGAUAAAUCGGGAAAAAAAACGGAUAGUGAGAUGAAUAGUAAUGUGUCGAAUGUGGAUGAGAUAUAUAUGGGCUUGAAUGGUGACGUGGAGGUGGACCCCACUAAAGAUCUUCAAGAACAGGUGGUAUGGCUUAAGGUUGAGCUAUCGAAGCUGCUCGAGGAAAAACAAUCUGCUGAGCUCAGAGCAGAAGAGCUUGAAACAGCAUUAAUGGAGAUGGUUAAGCACGACAAUCGGCGACAACUAAGUGCAAGGGUUCAGCAAUUAGAAAAAGAGGUCUCUAAACUUCGGGUAGCACUUGUUGAUAAGCACGAACAAGAGAACGCCAUGCUUCAGAUAUUAAUGAGGGUAGAACAAGCACAGAGGGUGACGGAGGAUGCUCGUAUAUUUGCCGAGCAAGAUGCUGCUGCUCAGAAAUAUGCAGCUCAAGUUCUUCAGGAUAAAUAUAAAGAAACAACUGCCGCCCUGGCGGAGAUGGAAAAGAGGGCGGUUAUGGCAGAGUCUAUGCUCGAAGCUACCUUGCAGUACCAGUCGGGCCAAACCAAAGCACAGUCUUCUCCUCGAUCGGUUCAGCAAAGUGAUCAAGAUCAUUCGCAAGAAAUGCCAACGAGAAAGAUUAGUUUGCUUUCUCGAUGGAGAGACAAGAAUAAGGAGAAGUCGAGUGGUGUUGAAGAGCAAAACGAAGGGAAAUCUUCGAAUGAGGAUAAUCGGAGUUUAAGCCUCGAAAAUGAGGAGACGAACGGACAUAAGGUGGACGAGAAGGUAUAAAUGGAGUUUAUAAAGAGUGAUUUUGUUCGGUACUUUCGAUUUAUUAUCAAGAGUAAGAGGACUGAUAAAACAUUUAAUUUUUUUGUUUGUUUAUUUCAUUGGCAAUAGUCUCUCUUGUAAGGAAAUAAGUGUAAGAAGGAAACACAUAUUUAAGUUUUUUUUAGCAUCAUUGACCAUUGUACAUAAUAACUAUCUUUUUUUUAAAAUAUUUUUGGUUCAUAUUA